CACUGUGGGAAAUACACAUCAUGCAUAGAUCACAGCAUACCGUUCAAGCUACAUUGUGUUUACUAGAUGAUUCAAAGAAACUUCCACUGGUGUUCACAGAAAAAAAUAAAGUUUUAUUCAAGGUAUGUGUUCUUAUUUUUCAGCAGUACCAGAAAGCAAAAAGCUAAACAAUGAAAUAAAAUGACCACACUUAUUUCUUAAAUAGUGUGGAUCUUAUAAAGGAAAGACAAGAUCACUUUCCAUAUUCAGUUGGUCUCCAUGAGCAUAGAAAAACAAGAAAUGCGUUGGGACAGUAUUCUUAGUUUAAAAAAAAUGUAAACAUUGCAGUUUUAUAUCACAGAACUAAGUGCAAUAGGGACACUGCACCCAGACCACUUCAAUCAGAUUAAGUGGUCUGAGAGCCUAUAGUGUCCUCUAAUGCAAGAUGCAUGUGUGGAAUGCAAAGGUGCCUAUCAGUAUAUACCUGUGUUCUGGAUUGUGAGCAGUAUUGCAUUUGCAAAUAUGGAAGUGUCUGUCUGUGGUUAUAUGGGAAGUUUGUGCCUGUAAACAUUUGACCAUUUAAGGUUAAUUGUGGCAUCUACAAAUUGGAGUUAGUGUUACUACUAACAUUAUAUUAUAUACCCAAAACAAAAUAGCUGGCAGCGCACUUAUCUGUGAAACAGAUAUUGCCACAGUAGUGAAUGCUAUACCAGAUUUCUUUCAGAUAGCUCUGUAAAAGAGAAUACUCAAACAGGGCAAUCUAGUUUGAACACACUAUAUAAAAUACAGUGCGCUAUAAGUGGCAAAGACCUACACCUAUAAGUGGAGCGCUCAAAUAAAUAUAAUGCUUACCAAGCGUGACUUGAUUCAAUAGUACAUUAUGAAGUACAUGCCAAAAAAAUACAAAAAGAUACAAUAUAGUGCAGAUGGUAUAUAAAAUUGCAAUACAGAAAUAAUAAUGUAGCAAACUGUACACUCACAUUUUAAGGAGCCUGUAUAUAAAAACUGGCUCUGUAUUAAGGCUUGUGUGCUUUUAUUGGUAGCACCACCCUUCCACUUCGGCUUGGAGUGGUUCUCAUAAAAAAGACAUAAAAGGAGAAUGAACCAAUGUGUAGACUGUAGCGAUAAAAACACAGAUGUAAAAUAAAUGUGGUGCUCACCUGGUCCUGAGCCUAUGGGACCGGCUCUAAGGUGUAUAGAUGUGGUGCAAAUUUAAAUAGGGAUGGCACUGAGGACAAAAAGGACUUGAGCAGGAUAUCUUGAAUAAAAUAACAAAUUUAUUGAUAUACAAUAAUUAUAAAAAAUAAAUGGUAAAAAAAGUCCUUAGUAAAAGUCCUUUAAAAUGGCCAAUACGCAUUUCACUCUCAAUAGAGCUUCCUCAGUCAACUGUAAUGAUGGUCCUCUGAAUCUUCCAUUGUAAGUGUCCUUUAGGCCUUCCCCUUUAAUGAUCUGAAUACAAUUUAUCCAAUCACAGUGGUGUAUAUAUAUUUCUUGUGUGGGAUAAUUUGUGUGCAUACCUUUAAUUGGACGAAUUUUCUGCGCCUUUAUUUAUUGACAUUUUCAUUGGUGGACAAUGGUGGUUGGCGGAAGUACUGGGGGCCCACCGGGCGGUUGGCGGAAGUGACGUCACGGACCUCUGUGAACGUCAUCUAGCCCCCGCCUCGGGGAGACCCCCAGAUCCUCUGACCCUGCUACACACCUCUUAUGCGUGCGGGCCGGAGGCAGGGGACUUUACUCCAUAGGAGGAGAUUCAUCCUUGAGAGGGUGGUGUGCGAGCACAAAGGCCUGCCCCGCCCUUUGGGCGUGCCGAUGCAUCCGCAAGCCCCUACUAAGGACUUUUUUACCAUUUAUUUUUUAUAAUUAUUAUAUAUCAAUACAUUUGUUAUUUUAUUCAAGAUAUCCUGCUCCUUUUUGGAGCCUCUAGGAAUCUUCAUAUGGGCAGUGCCAUCCCUAUCUAAAUUGGCACCACAUCUAUACACCUUAGAUACGGUCCCAUAGGCUCAGGAACAGGUGAGCACCACAUUUAUUUUACAUCUGUGUUUUUAUCGCUACAGUCUACACAUUGGUUCGUUCUCCUUUUAUGUCCUUUUUAUGAGAACCACUCCAAGCCGAAGCGGAAGGGUGGUGCUACCAAUAAAAGCACACAAGCCUUAAUAUGGAGCCAGUUUUUUAUAUACAGGCUCCUUAAAAAGUUUGCUACAUUAUUAUUAUUUCUGUAUUGCAAUUUUAUAUACCAUCUGCACUAUAUUGUGUCUUUUUGUAUUUUUUUGGCAUGUACUUCAUAAUGUACUAUUGAAUCAAGUCACGCUUGGUAAGCUUUAUAUUUGUUUGAGCGCUCCACUUAUGGGUUUAGGUCUUUGCCACUUAUACCGCACUGUAUUUUAUAUGAUUUAGUGGAAAAGAGGAAAUUUCCACAUAAGUGUAUAGAGCUGCUUGUUAAUCACUCUUAUUCUUGUUUAAGCACUUUGUUACACACAUUCCUCCAUCAAAAGAGGUAAUUUUGGAUUGGUAUUCAUAGUUUGAACACACUGUUUGUUAAAAACAAAUCAAGAAAUAAAUCUCUAUUCCCUCCACACUCACAUUUUUCUGAGCUUGUACAUAACUGGCUCAAGUAAUUUCGCAUAUGUGAAAUGAAGAUAUGCCUGGAGUUAAGCUUCUGGUAUUGGAUCUCCAUUCAAGACAUUCGCCUAGAAAUCCUAUUUCCAAAAACACAAAACCUAAUAUACCUGCAAACACAGCGCCUGCCAACAGGUUUAUAAUAACCUUCUGUGAUGGUGUGAAUUUCUAGGCAAAUAUCUUGAAUAACAUAACUUUUUUUUUUUUAAUUACAUUUUUUAUUUUUGCAGUGCAUAUAGAUAUUACAAGCAGGCAUGAGGUGCCUUGAAAGCAGUCCUCAAGCAAUUAUCUCGCGAAACAUGCGGCACAAAGAUUAACAGGCACAUUUUUAUAUUAUUUUCAGCUUAAGUAAUCGAUUUUGAAUAGUAGGUUUAUGGUCAGCAUAUUAGCCAGUCUAUUGACGUCACAGGUUAUGCAUAUACAAACAUUCAGAGUGAGUAAUACAGGCUAGUUCUAGCUUUUAUCUCUUACAUUAGAGUGAGUUACGCUUGCUUAGUUUAGGCUUUUCACAAGAAACAUAUACUAGGGCACAAGCUAUAAGCCAUGUGUGUCAGAGUAAGAUUAAAUAAAAUAAAAUGAUUGAUUGCUUGACAAUGCUAGGUUAGCUAUGCUAGUGUAAUUAUAAUGUAUUAACAUGUUUUGCAGUAUAGCAGUAGCUGGUUGAUAUGUGGUGCAUAUACAGUAAGUUACAUCUUAAAGGUAUUAUGCAAACGAGAUUUGCCACCCUGAGUGACUGUAUUGGUAGGUGCUAGUGUGAGGAUGUUUGUAACAAAUGGUGCAGUCUUAGGUAAAGAAGGUUGAUUUCUCCUGGCUGUGUGUGAUGUGAUUGUGGAUCUGGCAACCUUCUGUGCUUUCAGCCUAUGCCCGUCGUGAGCAGGGUACAGUACCAGGUAUUGGGAUAAGUUAUUAAGGCGUAGUGACCCAGACAAGGUCGAUGCAGUGCCCAUAGUGUUUAGUGUCUUCUUCUGUAUCCCCUGUUUUCCUCUCCCUGCUUCAUCCUGCUUGGCCUUCCGGCAGCUGGCUCCAUAGGCACCACUGUCUGAUGCAGGCCUGUGCUUCCCGCCCUUUGUGCUCCACCGACCCGGUCUUUUUUGCGAUUUUCGUGUUUUCUUUGUGCUACGCCUAUUUCGAGGCUGCCAGGGAUCGGGUUUAGAUGGGUGCUGUUGCAAGGUUUGUUGAGCGGGUACUGGUUGUCGGAGGGACAGCGCCCCCCAGAAGUUGGCAAGAAGGUUGUCCAGGAAGGCCAGUGUUCUGGGCACCACAGCGCCAUAACCAGGCGUGGGGUCCGCAAUGUCCGUCAUGUUGGUUAUUGUAGCGGAGAUGCAAUAAUACCCAGGUUAUCUCCGCUUAUAAUCCAAGUGGGACUCAGGAACAAGUAAAUAGUAAAUCCACAUGCAAGGCUUCCAGCAGGUAAAAUACAGCAAUAUCCCAACAGCGAUCCCAAUAACUGGACGACACACAGUUUCAGGAGCAGAACUGACAAGCCUUUAAUCACAGUCUCCUUAUAAAGCAUGCUCCCAUGCAAGGGAGGGAUUACAGUAAUUAUUACAGUAGCCAAUCCUGUCCUGGUAACCUCCCACACAUCUCCUCCCCUCAGCCAGCAUCAUAAUCCCCUUAUCCAGCACACCAAUUCCCCCCGUUUCUGGAUGUACCCCUAAACGUAGGGGUACCACUUUAAAUCCUACAUCCCCGGAUACCCCGGAUCUGGGUGAACAACAUAUCCAAAAAUCACCCAGAUCAGACCAGGGGUUCGGGAAAUGUAUGGAGGGAAUAAAAUGACCGACCGCACUAACUGAGAUAGCCGAAUCCGGUUCCAUGUGAAUGGGCCCUGCGGUCGGUCCUGGCAUAAGGGAAUAAAAUACACGAAAACCUCUAGCUAUAGAGGCUAGGGAGGGUUCGCCUGAAUCCCCUCGUUCGGUAUUUUCUAUCUACCGAACGAGGGGCCGUUCGGUAGUUUGGAACCGAACGGACCAGGGCUGUGGAGGUCUCAGCGGUGUUCGCCUACUCGAGUGUCCGAUUUUAGUUCCAGACACUCGACGGCAAAACACCGCUGUUCGGGAGUUUUAAAAUGGCCGCCGCCACGUGUUCGUUUGUCGAAUGGCGGCCACCCCCGAGAACAAAGGACGGCUACUUACUGUUCAAUUACCCGUUCGCAACAAUGUUGCAACAGGUAAUUGAGGACACACUUCACACAGGGGAGGUCUGGUUGUUCGGUAGUUUCAUUCGAAUAAACUAAGGGAAUGAAACUACCGAACAAUCAGAGGAAUACAAUUCACUUUAAUACAUAGAAAACACAGCAGAUACACGAAUGCAGGUAAAACAGUAUAUUUGUAGGGUCGCCUGGGGCUAUCCGCUACAGUUAUGCCAUGUGGGGUGUCAAUGCUGUUUGAAGCAGGGUCACUUAGUCCUGGUGGAGGGAGUGAGCCGGGAUCUCCCCCGCCAGUCCAAAGGGGCGGGUUGCAGGGUGCCAUCAAGGGUUGUACGGAGGUCCGUCUGAGCUUGGCUGGGAGAGUGCCCGCCUCUCCCCUCCGCGCUGCUUGCUAGGCCUUACUCCGGCCCAUUGAGGGCUUAGUCUGGACGGCUGCCACCAAUCGUGCAAAGCCGGUCGCCUUACACCUGGCGUUCAAAACUUUGCUAUCUGAUUCAGAGAGAGCACCGGUAGGACGGGUAAGUCGCUUAGAUUCAACUAUUUGCCCGGAGCUCUCUGAAAACGCAUCCAGCCGCCAUCACAGUCAGACCCUGCCUCGGAGUUGUCUCUAUUUACUUACUCCUUGGACGCUCAACCUAACCUCCACCAACAUGAUGAGAUGGAAGGGGAGAGAUUGUUUCAAAUUAUCUCAUGUGGAUAAUGAUCAGGAACCAUAACAAGAAACAUGACCGUAUUUAAAAUGUGACUCUCUCUUAGCAGCACAAAAAAAAAGCAUCCAGUGGAUCAGAGACUGAUCAGAUGACAAAAAAAACCCACUCUCUGCUCCUCUUUUCAUAAGCAGAAUGGUCAGGUGAAGCAAAAUGUAAUCUUGAGUUUUAAGACAUAUGAUGUAGAAUUACAACUUUAAAUUGAAACUAAAAUGCCUAUAAUUGUUUCAAUAUAUUUCACAAAUUAUUAUUCUCAGUCUGUCAUUGUUUUCAGGUUGGCAACGUAUCUGAAAAAACACAUGAUAUAUUCAUCCUACAUCAGGACCAAAGCAACCGCUUCUCAUUCCACUGCAGUGAAGACAUUAACAGCAAGUGCCUUUGUGUGAAGAGUAAAGAAGUGAUAUUAGAUCGCCCAAGUCAAACUACUGAACAUCUGUUUGACAUGUAACUAUUUGUUUUUUCUUUUAGCAUCACUCGGGUGCAUUCAUGUAUACAGGGCCGCCAUCAGAAAUUUUAGGGCCCCUGACAAAGCACAAGGUUUGGGCCCGCCCACGCCCUACCUGGUCCGCUGACAAUGAUGCAGGACUGAAUGUGGUGUGUAUAGUGGAAGUAAAUUAGAAUAUGUGUAAUGGAUGUAGUGUUUGUGUGUAUUAGAUACUGUUUGUACAGUGAAUGCAGAGUGUGUGUUUGUGUAGCGGAUGCAGUGUGUAUAGUGAACGCAGAGUGUGUUUGAGUAGUGGAUAUAGUGUGUGUACAGUGAUGUAGUGUGUGUUUGUGUAGUGGAUGUAGUGUUUGUAUGUACUAGAUGAAAUGUGAUUAGUGGAUGUAGUGCGUGUAUUAGACGCAGUGUCUGUGUAUAGUGAAUGCAGAGUGUUUCAAUGUGUGGUGGAUGUAGUGUGUGUACUGUGAAUACAGGAUGUUAGUGUAAUGAAUGCGUGAUUGUGUGUCAGUAUAGUGAAUCCAUAGUGUAUGCAUAGUUUAGUGAAUGCAGAGUGUGUGUUAGUGUGUAGUGAAUGCAGAGUGUGUCAGUGUAAUGAAUGUAGUGUGUGUGUUAGUGCAGUGAAUGCAGAGUGUGUGUAAAUUUGUAGUGAAUGCAGAGUGUGUGUAAAUUUGUAGUGAAUGCAGAGUGUGUGUUAAUGUGUAGUGAAUGCAGAGUGUGUGUUAGUGUAGUGAAUGCAGAAUGUGUUAAUGUGUAGUGAAUGCAGAAUGUGUUAAUGUGUAGUGAAUGCAGAGAGUGUGUUAGUGUGUAGCGGAUGCAGAGUGUGUGUUAGUGUAGUGAAUGCAGAGAUUGUUAGUGUGUAGCGGAUGCAGAGUGUGUGUGUUAGUGUAGUGAAUGCAGAGUGUGUUAAUGUGUAGUGAAUGCAGAGAGUGGGUUAGUGUGUAGCAGAUGCAGAGAGUGGGUUAGUGUGUAGCGGAUGCAGAGUGUGUGUUAGUGUGUAGCGGAUGCAGAGUGUGUGUUAGUGUGUAGCGGAUGCAGAGUGUGUGUUAGUGUAGUGAAUGCAGAGAGUGUGUUAAUGUGUAGUGAAUGCAGAGAGUGUGUUAGUGUAGUGAAUGCAGAGAUUGUGUUAGUGUGUAGUGGAUGCAGAGUGUGUGUGUUAGUGUAGUGAAUGCAGAGUGUGUUAAUGUGUAGUGAAUGCAGAGUGUGUGUUGUGUUAGUGUAUGCAGUGUGUGUGUGUGUUGUGUUAGUGUAUGCAGUGUGUGUGUGUUGUGUUAGUGUAUGCAGUGUGUGUUGUGUGUUAGUGUAUGCAGUGUGUGUGUGUUGUGUUAGUGUAUGCAGUGUGUGUUGUCUGUUAGUGUAUGCAGUGUGUUGUGUGUUAGUGUAUGCAGAGUGUGUGUGUUGUGUUAGUGUAUGGUGUGUGUUGUGUUAGUGUGUGGUGUGUUUAUUGUGUUAGUGUAUGUAGUGUGUGUGUGUGUGUUGUGUUAGUGUAUGCAGUGUGUGUGUGUUGUGUUAGUGUAUGUAGUGUGUGUGUGUUGUGUUAGUGUAUGCGGUGUGUGUGUUGUGUUAGUGUAUGUAGUGUGUGUGUUGUGUUAGUGUAUGCAGUGUGUGUGUUGUGUUAGUGUAUGUAGUGUGUGUGUUGUGUUAGUGUGUGUAGUGUGUGUGUUGUGUUAGUGUAUGCAGUGUGUGUGUUGUAUUAGUGUAUGCAGUGUGUGUGUUGUUUAGUGUAUGCAGUGUGUGUGUUGUGUUAGUGUAUGCAGUGUGUGUGUUGUUUAGUGUAUGCAGUGUGUGUGUUGUGUUAGUGUAUGUAGUGUGUGUGUUGUGUUAGUGUAUGUAGUGUGUGUGUUGUGUUAGUGUAUGCAGUGUGUGUGUUGUGUAAAUGUGUGAUCUGGGGGGGGAGGGGGAGGAAGGGGCAUUUUAACAUUAAUUUUUAAUUAAUUGAAUUAAAUGUUUCUCCCCCAUCCCUGCUUACCUGUAUCCAGGGAGGGGGGAGAUUCCAUCUGUGGUGGCCCGGUGGCAUGGGGCCCCCCGGCUCCCUGUUACCGUCCGCAGAGGGGGCCCAGGCAGCACACAGGUUCUCCUCUUCUAAUAACUCUCGCGAGACCCGCGGAGCGUUGCCAUGGUAACCGGGUCUCGCGAGAGUUAUUAGAAGAGGAGAAGACAGGAGGAGAAGCUGUGUGCUGCCUGGGCCCCCUCUGCGGACAGUAACAGGGAGCCGGGGGGCCCGCGGCUGCACACAUAGAUAGCGAGAUUCGUUAUCUAUGUGUGCAGAGAAACAAAGUGGGGCCCAGGACUGCCAGAGCAGUCCGGGCCCCCCAGGGCCGCCGGGCCCGUGACAACAGUCACGGUUGUCACCCCCUGAUGGCGGCCCUGCAUGUAUAAUUUGCAUGUGUUGCAAGUCAGAAAAAUAUUAAUAGGUGAUAUCUGUAAUAUUGAAGGGCUGCCGUAGGAACUCUGGCGCUGCCCCUCUGUUCAGUGUGGAAUCGUUUUCAAGCAGCUAAACACUACAUAAGGGGUCCUAGUCAGGGGUCAAGUCCUGGGGAAAAAAGUGUGGGAACUCACCCAAGAGUCCCGCCUCCCCCCCCCCCCCCUUAAAAAAAAAUAAAAAAAAUUACACUCCUAUGCAUAUAGUGCAGUGCAGGGUGUGUAUAAUAAAUGUAGUGUGUUUGUAGUGAAUGCAGAGUAUGAAUAAUAAAUGUAGUGUGUUUGUAGUGAGUGCAGUGUGAAUAAUAAUUGUAGUGAAUUUGUAGUGAGUGCAGAGUGUGUAUAAUAAAUGCAGUGUGUGUUUGUAGUGAGUGCAGAGUGUGUAUAAUGAAUGUAGUGUAUUUGUAGUGAGUGCACUGUGUAUAAUAAAUGUAGUGUGUGUAUAGUGAGUGCACUGUGUAUAAUAAAUGUAGUGUGUGCAUAGUGAAUGCAGUGUGUAUAGUGAAUGUAGUGUGUUUGUAGUGAGUGAAGAGUGUGCGAGUGUUGGACGACGUGCGUGCGAGUGUUGGAUGAUUGUGUGUGUGUGUGUUGGAUGAUUGUGUGUGUGUGUUGGAUGAUCUGUGUGUUGGAUGAUGUGUGUGUGUGUGUGUGUUGGAUGGUGUGUGUGUGUGUGUGUGUGUGUGUGUGUUGGAUGUGUGUGUGUGUGUUGGAUGGUGUGUGUGUGUGUUGGAUGAUGUGUGUGUGUGUGUGUGCGUGUGUGUGCUGGAUGAUGUGUGUGUGUGUGUGUGCUGGAUGAUGGGUGUGUGAGUGCUGGAUGAUGGGGGGAGGGGGAAAGCAUUUUUUUUUACUUUAUGUAUAAUUUUUAUUUUAUCCCCCCUCCCUGCUUCUUACCUUGUCAGGGAGGGGGGAGAUCGCCUGGUGGUCCGGUGGAGGGAGCCAGCCGCUGCACACAGGGGCCAUCACACGCUGUGUUCCCUCUCCAGCUCUAACUCUCGCGAGACUCGCCUGUGCGGAGCGUUGCCAUGGUAACAGCCGCGGGUCUCGCGAGAGUUAUAGCUGGAGAGGGAACACAGCGUGUGAUGGCCCCUCUGUGCAGGUAGCAGGGCCGGUCCUGCAGGACAGGUAACGGGAACGGCGUUCCUGCUGUGGAAAAAGUGCGGGAACGCCGUUCCCAUGCGUUCCUGCAGGACUCGAGCCCUGGUCCUAGUCAACCACAGAGAUUACACACUUCCUUUUUGCCAUACCAAUCUAUAGCAGCAAUGGGCUUUGUGUCCGAAAGCAGUCAUCUGAUUCUUUCAGCCAAUCACAGCUGCCCAUUGCCGCUCAGGCUAUUUCUUCCUUAUAAGCCCAAGCAGCACAGAGAGGAUGGGCUUUUAGGGACUCUCAUUAAAUUAAAACUGGUUUAACAUUGAAUGGAAGAAUGGAGCCAGGAGAGUCCGUACACUAUAACCACUUUGAGAUGAAGCAGUUACGGUGUCCCUUUAAGCAUGGAAUAAAUAUUCUGUAAGUCCUAGACCUUCUCCAACAUCCGUUCAUACCUGCCUCUGCUACACUCAUACCCUCAUGCUUUGUUUUUGGUACACUUUGAGUGGGGUAUGUGUGUGUAUGUAUGUAUAUAUGUGUGUAUAUAUAUAUAUAUAUAUAUAUAUAUAUAUAUAUGAGUGUAACUGACUAUAUAUAUGUGUGUACAGCGAUGUAUUUUCUGCGAGGCUAACAAGGCAUUUGCCUUGGGCGGCACUUUCCAGGGGGGCAGCAUAAAAUGCCCUGUUAGCCUCAGUUUAAGGGGGUUCAUGAGCUGUCCGGCUGGCCAUCUUUGGGCUCCCCGGGAUAGGCGGCCAGUUGAACUCCAGGUGGGUGGCGAGGGAUCAGUGAUUUGUGAGCUAUAUGAUGUCACUCUGGCUCCCGCCAUCACUCUUCGACCUGCGAGGGAGCUGAAAGGGAGAUCACAGCUCCUUCACUGCCAGCUUAGCGCGGCAUUAUAUAUAUAUAAAUAUUUUUUUAUUUUAUUUUUUUGCUGGCCUGUCAUUGUGGAAUGGGGGAGCAGGCAAUGAGUCUCUUAACUGGACAAUCUUCCCAGCUGAGGAUGUUCAUUAAAUAGUUUCCCAGCCAAUGCUUGUCAUAGCCUGCUUGUAAAUUGCCUGCUUUGGAUUCCUGGGCUACCAGGCAUAUGCUGCUCUGCGAUGCUUUGUCUUGUACUCAUGUCUCUGUCUUAUUCUAGGGAGCUGCACUGCGUGUGA
This is a messenger RNA of Pelobates cultripes (western spadefoot toad), 10548 nucleotides long. NCBI's taxonomy places the organism in Eukaryota, Metazoa, Chordata, Amphibia, Anura, Pelobatidae. The record is from the annotation of a GenBank genome assembly.